AUGGUGGGGAUAAAUCUGGAUAUAAUGAGCCACAUGCUCAACAUUGAUGAGAAAUAUCCCCCCAAGAGGCAGAAGCAUCGACCAAUGAAUACAGAGAGCGAUCUCAAUAACGCUUGUCCAAAGGAUAGUUUCCCGCUUCUGAUGAUUGAUCAGCUCGUCGACGCCACAGCAGGACACGAGCUCCUAAGCUUCAUGGAUGCAUAUUAUGGCUACAACCAUAUACAAAUGUUUCACCUUCAUAAGGAGUAUACAACAUUCAUCACUAACAGAGGCAUGUACUGCUACAAGGUAAUGCCUUUUGGCCUCAACAAUGCCAGAGCCACUUACCAAUGUCUUGUCAACAAAAUGUUUGUUGAUCCAAUAGGAAAGACUAUGGAGGUGUACAUCGGUGACAUGUUGGUAAAAAGCAGAAAAUCUAAGGAACAUGUGGAACACCUCAAGAGGAUGUUUAAGUUCUAA
Messenger RNA from Morus notabilis, 459 nucleotides. RefSeq lists its product as uncharacterized. The transcript has 2 exons. Bases 1 to 459 code for a protein of 152 amino acids. NCBI's taxonomy places the organism in Eukaryota, Viridiplantae, Streptophyta, Magnoliopsida, Rosales, Moraceae. The record is from RefSeq and is a predicted model, not a curated record.